CUUUGGUGGGGGGGGGGGGGGCAUGGGGCUAAACAUUAUUCCUUAACGAAACAAUAUCCACUCUCCGUAGUGUUUUCUCCCUUUUCCUCUUUCGUCCGCUCGUUGUGUGUUGCCGCCGGAGCUGUUCUCCUUCUACUAAGGUUUCCAAUUCAGUUGUCACCGUUCUUAUCCAUCAGGGCGCUUAUAAUUUGGGUAACAUUAUUUUUCUUAUCUACAUGCUCGAGUUAUGGCUUCAGAGUUUGAAACAAUCGAGCAAAGGUUAAAAUCUUUUCAAGGCCAACUGCAGUCAGAGUUUGGCAUUCUUGAUCGAAUUGUCUAUAAAAACAAGUAUCAGCACAGAAGAUGCUCACGAGCACACUUUUGGUAGAUCUUUUUACGACAAAAUAAAUUCUAUAUUGCUCAGAGAAUCAAUUAAUGGGAGUUAGGUGAUCAAGGUAGCAAAGGGGCCCGGAGACCUCCCAGUGGAAAAAGAACAAGCAAUAUAGGAGGCAAUGGAGGACAUAGCAGCAGAGGAGGAAGCAGUGGAGUUGGAGGACGACGGAGAUGAAAAAUGACAUAUGGCGCUUAUAAUUUGGGCGACAUUAUUUUUCUUAUCUACAUGCUCGAGUUAUGGCUUCAGAGUUUGAAACAAUCGAGCAAAGGUUAAAAUCUUUUCAAGGCCAGCUUCAGUCGGAGAUUGGCAUUCUUGAUCGAAUUGUCUAUAAAAACAAGAAUCAGCACAGAAGAUGCUCAUACUUUCAGCACCUCUCAAAGGUGAGAAGAGACUUGAGGCUUCUGAAAUCAGCGAAUCUGGAUGAGAUACUCACUUCCUCUGACAUUAUCCAUGGAAAGAGGCCCAAGCAAAAGCUUCACCUCCUGGAAAGUCUGAAGAGAAGAACAGAUGGCAAGAAGCAAACCUUCUUAGACCGGCUCCUCGGCGCAGCCCAUCUAUUGUCACAAAUGGUUGAACCAAUGCUGAAGGCAGCAACACAGGUAUCGGUUCUUCUUGCCCAAUCAUUCUUCAUGGGGUUUUCAUUAACUGUCUUGGCCUUGCUGGCUCGAAUCAGAGUCCUCGUUAUACAAAUGCUUCUAGAUGUUGUUUGUGUGUUUAAUUGUGUGUCAUCCAUGUCUCAAAAGAAGCAAUCUGUUAAACUGAACACCGAAGGAUUUGAGGUUUUUAAAGAAUAUUAUCCUGCCAAGGGGCACACUAUUUCCCUAGAAUGUGUAUGGGAAACAGAUAAGUACAAGUUAGUUGAGCGAAAAGGUGAAAGCGAAGAUGAAAUGAAAGAAGACGAAUGCAUGAAACCGCCGAAAAUCCAGUACCAAAGCAUUGAGAUGUUUCUAGGAGAUGAUGAAGUUUCUGUAGAUGGAUCGUCCAUGUUGAAGAACAAAGAGGAUACGAAUUCUUUGUCGCAAAUUCUCAAUGAUGAUGUGGCAUCUCCCGGGAAGAGUAAAGUCUCUCCAGAAAGUGGAUUGUCAUUCCAAUUGAGGCAUAAAUCUGAAGCGAAGCGGAGUGUUGCAUUUGUGCCUGUAAAGAGGCCUUCUCCAUCUUCUUCAUUGCCUGCAUCUGCGAAUGAACCGGGGCUUUCAUUUCAAGGAAUGCAAAAUGGUGACCGUUUAACUAGAGAAGAAGAAGAAGAUCCUUUUUUCAGUUUACUCACUGGAGGAAACAAGAACAGUGCUUUGUUCUAAUCAUCAUCCGCAUCAGAACCUAGCAAAUUCGUGGCGUGUGUAUAGGAUUAUUGUUUGGUUUAUCUGUCCAAAAAAGAAACUGAUAUUGAAAAUUGCAGAUGAAGAUCUGUUUUGUCCGUAUAUUCACCAGAGGUAAGAACAGAGUUACAUUUUUAUUAAUCUUUUGGUUAAAAGAUCACUCUAUGAGAGACGACUAUGGCUUGCAUGUCCUCUUCAACUGGGAAAAAGUGUUAUUUAAUCCAGGGAUACACUCAUUGUUU
Molecule: messenger RNA, 1931 nt
Organism: Cuscuta campestris
Lineage: Eukaryota; Viridiplantae; Streptophyta; Magnoliopsida; Solanales; Convolvulaceae
Source: the annotation of a GenBank genome assembly